CGUGGUUUCAUUCACUCUUCAUGAAUACCACGGUGCCGUCUCUAUGCUGUGGUAUUUUCUCUCAUUUCAUCAGCCAUGAACGCUCGCAGAGGGGGGAUUGAUAUCCUCACUCAGAGUCCUUGGAACACUGCAUCGAGCAGCCACUAUGACACUGUGAUGCAGCACCUGCAGAACAGUUCAAGCCUAGCUUACAUCUUAGUGACGGUGAUAUCGGUUUAUUUUAUACUCAACCACUUCAGAUCCGUCCUCGUCCCGUUGGCCCGCGUCCUCUGGGACAUCCUUGUCUAUUUGACGCCCUCCAGAAUUGUCGCCGCUUUGGAUCCGCAGGCGACAAAGUCAGACUCCGCUACCGAGGUCCCUUCUUUGAACUUUUCAGCCAAGAGCGAAGCGAUGCAACGGAUUUUCGGACUGGACAACUCCUCGUCUUUUUCCUCUCUUUUCCCCGGGUCAACUACACUCUCGGGUCUCGGCACUGCGAUCUUGGGAAACAAGGAUACCUUGCCGCCGGGCUUGGGGAACUGGGACAAUUCUUGCUAUCAGAAUAGUAUCAUCCAAGGACUGGCGUCGCUCAGAUCCUUGGAUGAAUUCUUGGAGCGCAAUAUUCAACUUCUGGCGGAGAAGGGGCUGCUGUCGACACACCAGGCCUUGAAGGAUAUUAUCGAACGACUGAACAGCGCGGCCUGUUAUGGCCAGCGAUUGUGGACGCCAGCGGACCUGAAAUCGAUGAGUAGCUGGCAGCAGCAAGAUGCGCAGGAAUACUUUGCGAAAGUGGUGGACCAGGUGGAUCUCGAAGUGCAUCAGGCCACGAAGCGUCAGACUCGAAACUUGGGUUUAAAGAUGGCAGGGCCACAGGAGCAUGUAAUCGGGUCUGAAUCCCUUCCUGAAGAGCAUGACGUCGCUCCUGCAGCAGGCCAACCCCAUGAGCCGCCCUCUUUCCGAAAUCCGCUGGAAGGUCUUCUUGCGCAGAGGGUGGGCUGCAUGAAGUGUGGUUGGACCGAGGGUCUUUCUCUCAUCCCAUUCAACUGCCUGACUGUACCUCUUGGCGCGAGCUACGCAUAUGAUGUUCAGGAUUGCCUGCAUGACUAUAUGAACCUUGAGCCGAUCGAGGGAGUGGAAUGCGCCAAGUGUACGUUGUUGCACGCGCAAGACCAACUUCAGAACCUGCUUCAGCAGAUUGAAGAUGAUGAGGGACUGAGCAACACGCCCGACUCGCCCAAAUUGUCAGAUGCUCUCCGGAGAUCGGCACAGGAGCGAUUGAAAGCUGUGCAGGAAGCGCUCGAAGAGGAAGAUUUUUCGGAGAAAAUCCUGUCCAAGAAAUGCCACAUACCCGCGAAGAAUCGCGUCUGCUCCACCAAGUCAAGGCAGGCUGUCAUCGCAAGGCCACCGAAAUGCCUUUCAAUCCACAUCAACCGAAGUUUGUUCGACGAGAACACCGGCAUGCUUCGGAAAAACUACGCUGCAGUCCGAUUCCCCAAAAUGCUCGACUUGAGUGAAUGGUGUUUGGGGAAAGAUUCUACAGUUGCCGCCGACAAACACACGGAACAAUGGGAUACCGACCCUCGCGAGUCAAUGCUUCCGCCCGCCGACAGAGUUACGGAUUCUUUUGGCCGCCAGUAUGAACUACGAGCAGUAGUCACACAUUACGGUCGCCAUGAGAACGGACACUACAUUUGUUAUAGAAAGUACUCGACAGAGACUUUCCCCGUGGAAGUUCCGGAGUCUGUCCUGGAGGCAGAUGGAGAUAAGGAGAAGUCGGAGCGUUGGUACAGACUCAGUGACGAAGAUGUGCAGAUGGUCAGCGAAUCCAACGUGAUGAACCAGGGCGGCGUCUUUAUGCUCUUCUAUGAAGCCGUGGGGCCGCACUCUGGGUCGACAGAUUUCGAAGAACCCGACACCACCGAAGUCGAAGAAUCUACAUCCACACCCGAAGACAUGUCCACCGGAUCUACGCGGUCUACUGCCACAGAGGGGUCUUUCUCCGGCACUUCGCGGGCGACCAGCGUGUCAGCUCCUGAACCGGCCACCGAGAAAUUCCCACCAUACUCCGAGAUCGAAUGAUGGCCUCUGUUCGCGCAGAUUGUUCUCACUUCCGUUGGUUUGGCACCAUGCCAGCGGGAUUAUGUAUACCAAGCGUUCUAUGAUACCCCGGAGGUGCAGUUUUGCAACGUACAAGGCGUUGACAGUUAUUCUUUGCUCAAUGGCCUUUGUUGGAAGGAUUGAGAAGUAUUUUAUGGAGUGAUCCAGUUUACCAGAUGUAUUUCUAGCAGCGAUAAUGCAUUAAGCUUAUUUGAAACACGAUGC
Molecule: messenger RNA, 2301 nt
Organism: Aspergillus steynii IBT 23096
Lineage: Eukaryota; Fungi; Ascomycota; Eurotiomycetes; Eurotiales; Aspergillaceae
Product: ubiquitin-specific protease UBP1
Exons: 1
Coding region: 76-2058 (660 amino acids)
Biological process (GO): protein deubiquitination
Cellular component (GO): nucleus; cytosol
Molecular function (GO): cysteine-type endopeptidase activity; cysteine-type deubiquitinase activity
Source: RefSeq, a predicted model, not a curated record